AUGGAGAGCUGCCGGGCGCUGGCGCUGUGCGCCGUGGCGGCCGCGCUGCUGCUGAGCGCCCGCGGGCACGGAUCGGCCCCGCCGCGCCGAGUCCGCGACCUGGGACAGCCCGGAGGCGGCGGCGCCUCCCGGGAGAAGGAGCUGAUCGAGGCGCUGCAGGAGGUGCUGGAGAAGCUCAAGAGCAAGAGGGGACCGCACUACGAAAAGAAGUUCGGGCAGGUGCCCAUGUGCGACGCCGGGGAGCAGUGCGCCGUGAGGAAAGGGGCUCGCAUCGGGAAGCUCUGCGACUGCCCCCGGGGCACUUCGUGCAAUUCCUUCCUCCUCAAGUGCCUGUAAGCAGGGGCGCCCCGGGGCAAGUMACCGGGGAGCUCAGGCACCGACGCCCGGCACCCCGACGUGCCGGCGACUGCCCGCAGCUCCUCCGCCCGAGGAACGCGGCGAGAAGCCCCCGCGUCGCCCGUGUA
This is a messenger RNA of Malurus melanocephalus (red-backed fairy wren), 464 nucleotides long. RefSeq names its product CART prepropeptide (gene CARTPT). Gene Ontology annotation, biological process: negative regulation of appetite; adult feeding behavior; cellular response to starvation. The transcript is spliced from 3 exons. The coding region runs from base 1 to 336 and encodes 111 amino acids. Gene Ontology annotation, molecular function: neuropeptide hormone activity. Lineage: Eukaryota; Metazoa; Chordata; Aves; Passeriformes; Maluridae. The record is from RefSeq and is a predicted model, not a curated record.